Messenger RNA from Eufriesea mexicana, 4947 nucleotides. RefSeq names its product cilia- and flagella-associated protein 43. Gene Ontology annotation, molecular function: protein binding. NCBI's taxonomy places the organism in Eukaryota, Metazoa, Arthropoda, Insecta, Hymenoptera, Apidae. Bases 1 to 4947 code for a protein of 1648 amino acids. The transcript has 8 exons. Gene Ontology annotation, cellular component: axoneme. The record is from RefSeq and is a predicted model, not a curated record. Gene Ontology annotation, biological process: cilium assembly.
AUGAAGCACACGGAUUGGAAACCAGCCUGGGUCCGUGGCAACAAGCUCGAAGACAUCGUCUGGAUCGGGAAGGACACGUUGGCCUGGUGUACCGGUGUCCACGUCAUCUUUUUCAACAUCGUCCAGAGAAAGAAGAGCAUUUACUGGUGCUGGAACAACGAAACUGGAGAGGGUGCACGGUGUCUCUCCGCACACAGCAAGCUCUCCGUGCUCGCCUUCUCCGAGCGGAUCGUGCAACCGAAAAUUCUCGUGUUUGCUUACCCAUCGAUGACGAAAAUCUCCGAAUGCACCGGUGGCUGCGUUUCCGGGUACAUAACCACUGCAUUCACCGCGGGAGAUUACCUGGUUUCCAUCGAUUCCUACCCCCUGUUCGUGAUGACCGUCUGGAAGUGGAGAACAGGCGAAAAAGUCAUCACUGUCGAUACCUCUAUACGCGACGAAGUUGGACAAAUUCUGAGAAUCACUCAAAUUGGACCCAACGUUGCAGCUCAGUUGGGAAAGACUUGUGGCAAGUUGUACACUUGGGAACUGGAUAUCGCUGGAAGCGUGGCCAUUUUGAAAGAUCACGAGGUGAAGCUUCCGAAAGACGAGCCAAUCGUGUGGGUAGACUGGUCUCCAACGUCCACGGAGCCAUUGCUAGCUCUCACUGACACAGAGGGCCACAUAUACCUCAGCAACUUCGACGGCAGUGACAUCUACCGCAUCGUGUACACCCAACGGUGUGGCAUCUGCACGAACAUAGAAGUGCCCAGGGUCGCAUGGUUCCGAGAUGGCAUUGUCCUGCGAACGACCUUCUGUCAAAUCCGUUUCUUCAAGAGGAACCCAAGAACGAACGAAUGGCGAAGAGAGUGGUACGUGAAGUCAGAGACGAGGCCGCACUUCCUGGUGACCCAUCCGUUCGGAAAUCAGUGCCUGUUUUACUAUACCUUAGAGGGGUAUCUGAUGCAGAUCGAAUUCGCGGACGACGCCGACAAUCCUAAAGUUGUCAGGUACCUCGACUACGGCGCCACCUACCGAUUCGCCGACUUCGUGUAUCCCUGGUGCCACCAUCUCGUCGUUAUGUGCGACGCGAAGAAGGAGCUGAUAGUCUUGGAGAGCUACGAAGGGACACCAGUGGCGUCCAUUGAUCCAGAGAUAGAGAGCGAAGUCUCCUACCAAGCCUCGCAUCCAGACUUCCCAUUGGUAAUUUUGGCAACGGAGCAGGGUGAACUGGUGUUUACUACUCUCGCUGAACCGGGAGACCCUAAGAUCGUGGCUAGAUUGAGGCUGCAGAGGACGCCUAUAGACUUAAUUAAAUUCUCGAAUUCCGGGAGGUUCAUGAUAGCUGCUGAAAAGAGAACUGGCGACUGUUACUGCGUGGGUCUUCAGCGAGAUAAAAUGUACUCUGUGAAAGCUCUGAUCAAAGUCCGUCGACCAGUGGUUGACGUCCUAAUCUUCGAGGGACACAAGAAGCUGAGAGUCCUGGCUCUUUUCGUUGGCAUAAAGCAGUACUUCGUGGGACAAAGACUGCUCCUGUACGAAGUGUCAGAAGAGCAAAACCUGGUCACCGAAUCCAUCUACACGUUGAACUUGCCUGGCGUGUACCGUGCCCUCUGGCACGUUCCAGGGAACCCUAUGUCGCUCAUAGGUUCGCCGUACCUGACACGUCAGCUGCGAGUGCAGAGGGUACAGGACUUCAGGAAUGUGGUCAUAGAGGACGGUUUAUUGACUGGUCAUCAGGUUAAACUAGCUAAUUUGUUCGUCGAUCGGUCGUGGAUCAGUACCACCGCUCUUGAUGGAUUGGUUUUGAUCAGGGAUAAAACGAUACGACGAGUGAUGGGGCAUAUCAUGACACACCAUAGGUCUGAUUGGGGCACCACGAAGGCGGUGGCGAAUAGACAAGGGGAUUUGAUCGUUUGUUUGGGUUACAAUGGCUCGUUGAUCGCGACGAAGACUGCUGUCAGUGAUAAAAAGGUUCAAUCCAUCUCUCCCAAGGAAACACCUCGUAUCUACAAAGUGGAACACGGAUUUUACGAAAAAGUCAAGAAAAAGAUCAAUUCCGACUAUGCUAACCUGGAUCCAACGAUUUACGAGGUAUUGAUGAAUCCAAAGUACGAGUUGCCUGAUACAAAAGAGGGAGACAAGACCUGGUCAGAUUGGAGGGACGAGAUGCAGCUUCGAGAGGAGGAAGAAAAAUGUAGGGAAGAAAGGACAGCCAUUUUGGCGGACUUCGAGGUUCUACGAAGCAAGGUGAAGAAGUUACUGGAUGCCAACGAAGCUAGUCCGGAAAUAGAGAAGCUUCCUGUAUCAGCCUUUGAUCUGGACAUCGCUGGUCGUGACCAGAAAUUGAAAGCAGGCCGAGACGUAUGCGAAAGUCUUCAUCUGGAGAUGGAGCACAAUAUUUUUGAGAUGAAGAGGGUGUCCAGGUGGAUCCGAGAGACUUUCUGGGAUUCCCAAGAAGUCCAGGGUAAAAGUCUGUUCGCUAUUUUGGGUACGACGGAGGUGACCAACUAUCCUUCAGUCGCUGAAGAUCCGUACGAGAAGGACCAUUUAAAAUGGGCUAUUUUCUGUAAGAAAACUGCGUAUGGCAUUUUGGAGAACGAUACUUUCGAACCUUGGAAGAUGUACACCGAUGAACAGCUGCAAGUGGAGUUAAAUAAGAAGCAGAGGGUGUUUCGCGAGGACGAUAGGAGGAUCGAUAAGUUGCUCAACGCUGAUGACGAAGAUGACGAUGACGAUGUUGACGAUGAUAACAAAGAUCUGGACAAGGAGCUAGAGGAGAAAGAGCUCGCUGAGAUGGAGAUGGAACAACAAAGGGCUAUGGAAGGUACAACUACGCAUCGGUACAUCGAGCAGUCGAACUUGUACCCUCAAGUGGGGUACUACGGAUUCAACCAGAUGAUGAUAAACAAUCGCAUACUGAUGCACGAUUGCAGCAACCUCCGAGCUUUCUUUAAUCGCUCCUUCGACGAGGUGUACUCGACUAAGGAAAGAGAGAUGCAGGUGAUACGAAAGAGGAUCGAGAAGAUACACUACAUUGACUCGGAACUCAGAACCAUGUUCAACAGCAGCGUGUCCUAUGUCCCUGCUUAUCCUGAAUGGCACUGGCAGGAGAGAACGGAGAGCAUUAUCAAGGUGCAGGAUCACGAGGUGAAGGCGAAACCCUACGUUUCCCCGUCGCAGCAGGAACUGUUGGACAAGCAGGCAGCGGAGGAAGAACGAAUCAGGCAAUUGUUGUUGGCUGACGACUUUCGCGAGCGCGCUCUGAUGGCGAUGAUGGACGGCGUGCUGGAGGUCCGAUGGGAGGACACCAUCAAGAUAGACGUGCCCAAGCCGGCUUGCAUGCUCGAGAAGAAACCGGAAGACUACACGGAGGACGAUAUAUUGGCGGUGAAGCAGUACGAGAAAGACGUGAACUUCCUGUUGGAGGAACGGGAACGGUACAGGAGAAUGCUGGAGGCGGAGUAUGGCAGGGUCAUGGAGCUUUUGAGGGAGGGAAUUGAUAAGUUCAAUGGCAAGCUGGACGAACUGUUUCGUUUGAAGCUGAACAUCGAAGCAGCCAUCAACCAACUAUACCUGCGAUACAUCCGUGGCUGGGUACUGAUCCGUAAACGAUUCCUGUCCCUGCAAGAGGAAGAUAGAUUAAAGAAACGGAUCACCGAGAAAGAACAAGCCCAAGAAGUGCUAACGAAGCAUCUCGAAACGUUUCACAACGUUUACGAAGAAAUGAUUGCUAAACAGACAUCUCUCGUCAGCAAGGAGAAAACCAUAGCCAAGAAGUUCAAGUCCGAAUUCGCGUCCUUAAACAAAUUUCAAACCGAGCUUCUAGAACGUCAAUACUAUCGCAGACCAAGAAUUCAUUUGAAACACCUCGGGGCUUCUGACUUGCAUGACCUAGCAGUUCACGUGAUCUCACGAAGGUUUUGCGUCUAUUCGCCAUUUGAGUGCAAGGAGUACCUGAGGAUUCUGAACCACUUGGACGUUCGACCAGUCACCCUACCAUUAACCAUAGAGACUCAUCAUUGGGAGGACCUGGUUCGCCUGCGACGUAACAAGAUCGAGAUAGAUCUGAAGAUUCUAGGAAACCAGGCCGAGAUCGCGUACCUGGACAACGUGAUCAUGGGGUUCGAACAGAAGAUAGAGAAAUGCAAAACCGACGUGGAGAAUAUGAAGAAGAGCCUGAUCGAAAUGAGGGAACGUCGAACUAUGGAGGAGUUGGACGUGGAGAUACAGUUGGUGCUGAAGAUGGGCCAGGUGGAGAUCAAUCUUGAUUCUCAUUCGAACGACACAAACGAUGCGAUUCUUAUAUCGAAAACGGACAUCGACUCUGUGAAUCAGCUGAUUAAAGCUGCUGGCGCGUGCAAGCUCAAAGCAUUGUCCCGUCUGCUGAGCUUCCAGAGAGGUACCCUGAUGAUGCAAUGGAACCACGAGUGUCAGAAGAACAGACUGGAGGAUCUGCAAGAGGACCUGCGUUUCACGGAAUCGGUGAUAGUGACGAAAGAAAUGCAACUGUUCUUGAAACGCAAGGCCAAGGGCCUAGCUGACGAUAAGACGCCUCAGCAAUUGGACGACGACAUCGCGGCUGUGGAACGACAGUUCAGUAGACUAUUGGAGGAUGAGCAGGCUAGGCUGCAGUCGAUCCAGAAGGAGAUCGCUUGCGUGAGGAGGAAGAACGAGCAGCUCGAUCGGCAGAUCUUGGAGAUGAACGUGGCGAGGUGCGAGAUGGAGCAGCGGCGAGAUCUUAUCGCCGAGGCCAGGCAGCAGGAGCACAUGGAGAGGAAGCUGCGGAUGGUGAUGCGCCGAUCCGAACUGAUCAAGAAGCUGCAGGAUAAUUACGCCGAGCUGAUCGAGCUGCAGACCGAGCACGAGCUGCUUAGGCUCAGGCGAUACCCGACCUUCCAUUUCACGAUGCUCGAUGAUAAUCACGAGGGGAAACAAAAGGACGAGCCUACAAAGUGUCCUUGUUAA